AUGGCAGAACAACAACAGCAACAGCAACAGCAACAGCCCCUCUUCGGCCUCCUGCCCGCGGGGCAGCCUCUAAUCACGGUACCUUCUUCGAUACCAAGCCCAACAUCUUUUCUCUACGCGAUCCCCUCAACGACACCCUCAAACCCCAAACCGUUCUCACAUCUUGCAAUAUUUCUACUGCCCGGCGUCACACUACCUCCCGAUACCGCCGCGGCCAUCUACCUAAUCACGAACCCACAAGCCCUCGCCUCGGGCGGACAGCUUAACACGCGCUUCCUGGGCGGCGUGGGGCCGGGCAAAGAGAGCGCCGUGUUCAAGCUCGGCGGCGGCCAGGAAGGCGUGCUCAUCGGCGUCAGCGUUGAGUCCGCGGGGAGCGUCGCGCAGAGCAUCGAGCAGCAGCAGGCGGCCAAGUCGAUAGGCACCAAUGACUCAACAGGUGAGCUGGUUAAAGCCGGUGGUGUUGGUGGUGGGCAGCCCUCGACGCUGGUCCUCGCGCAAAGAAUUAUUCAGAAUGCCUUCAACUUCCUGGCGAGUUUCAGUGGGCAGGCCGGCAAUACUGAGGUCGUGCCGCUGAAGGCGUUUGAGGAGUGGUGGAAGAAGUUUGAGAGUAGGGUCAGGAGUGAUCCUAGCUUUCUGGAGAGGGAUAGCAAUUGA
Truncatella angustata is the source of this 654-nucleotide messenger RNA. RefSeq lists its product as uncharacterized. NCBI's taxonomy places the organism in Eukaryota, Fungi, Ascomycota, Sordariomycetes, Amphisphaeriales, Sporocadaceae. The record is from RefSeq and is a predicted model, not a curated record. Gene Ontology annotation, cellular component: cytosol; nucleus. The transcript has a single exon. Gene Ontology annotation, molecular function: nuclear import signal receptor activity. Gene Ontology annotation, biological process: protein import into nucleus. Bases 1 to 654 code for a protein of 217 amino acids.